UGCGCUCUCUAUCAUUGAACAGUUGUAUUAACAAGAUGACAAGCAUUCGACAUUAGAGCCUGUUGUAAAAAUGGCGCUUGCUGAAGUUUGCGGUCUGAAUUCGUUUGUUGACUUUAAUGUCUCGCGCGAAGAAGAUAACUAUUCGCGACAAGUUGAGAAAUAUAGUGGAAAUUUUAUCAACAAUGUACAACUAGCAGUACCGCCAUAUAUAAAUCCAGCAGAAAAAUUGGCACAACUUGCAGAAGGAACCGACGAAGCAGGGAAACAUUUGAAGAUUAAAUUUGAUCAUGGAACUACUACAUUGGGUUUUCAGUAUAGAGGUGGAAUUGUUCUUGCUGUUGACUCACGAGCAACAGGAGGCCAAUUUAUUGGUUCAUCCACCAUGAAGAAGAUCGUUGAAAUCAACGAUUAUCUCCUUGGAACUUUAGCUGGUGGUGCUGCGGAUUGUGUUUAUUGGGAUAGAGUCCUAGCAAAACAAUGUCGUACAUAUGAAUUACGGAAUAGAGAACGUAUUUCCAUUGCUGCUGCUAGCAAACUUCUAUCAAAUAUGAUAUAUAAUUACAAAGGAAUGGGAUUAAGUAUAGGUAUGAUGCUUGCUGGAUGGGACAAAAGAGGACCUAGCUUGUACUAUGUUGAUUCAGAAGGUGCUCGUACACCAGGAAAGGUUUUCAGUGUAGGAUCAGGUUCUAUUUAUGCAUUUGGUGCACUAGAUUCUGGCUAUCGCUGGGACUUGACCGACGAAGAGGCUUAUGAACUUGGCAGAAGAUCAAUUUACCAUGCCACUCAUAGAGAUGCUUACUCUGGUGGUAUAGUAAGAGUGUAUCACAUGAAGCCAACUGGUUGGGUGCAUAUUUCUGAUGAAGAUUGUAAAGACCUUCACUACAUGUACCAAGAUCAGAAACAAGGAGGACUUAAUUAAUAGCAUUUAUAGCUUAUUGUAUUCUGUGAAAUGUUUUCUUUAAUAAAAUUUACUUUGAGAUACAAAAUUUUUGUAUCUAUUUUA
Messenger RNA from Bombus impatiens (common eastern bumble bee), 1003 nucleotides. It is a transcript of the gene Prosbeta5, whose product is annotated as proteasome subunit beta type-5. The record is from RefSeq and is a predicted model, not a curated record. Gene Ontology annotation, molecular function: threonine-type endopeptidase activity. Gene Ontology annotation, cellular component: proteasome core complex. The transcript has 5 exons. Lineage: Eukaryota; Metazoa; Arthropoda; Insecta; Hymenoptera; Apidae. The coding region runs from base 71 to 919 and encodes 282 amino acids.